Molecule: messenger RNA, 874 nt
Organism: Meleagris gallopavo (turkey)
Lineage: Eukaryota; Metazoa; Chordata; Aves; Galliformes; Phasianidae
Gene: GRIFIN
Product: galectin-related inter-fiber protein
Molecular function (GO): carbohydrate binding
Source: RefSeq, a predicted model, not a curated record
AUGGCACUGCGGUUCGAGGCUCUGUACCCGGAGGGGAUGUGUCCCGGUUGGAGCGUCGUGGUCAAGGGUGAAACCAGCUCCAGCACCAGCAUGUUUGAAAUUAAUUUCCUCAGUCAUCCCGGAGAUCAGAUCGCUUUCCACUUUAACCCCCGCUUCGCCAGCUCCAGAAUUGUCUGCAACUCCUUCCUGGCCAACCACUGGGGGAAGGAGGAGGUGAACAAAACCUUCCCCUUCGAAGCCAAGGAGCCCUUCCAGGUUGAAAUCUAUUCUGACCAGGAAUAUUUCCACAUUUUCAUUGAUGAAAACAAAAUCCUGCAGUACAAGCAUCGCCAAAAACAGCUUUCAUCCAUCACCAAGCUGCAGAUUCUCAAUGAUAUUGACAUUUCUUCAGUGGAAAUCACCAAGCGAGGCCUUUACUAGCAAAGAAAGUUGGGAUAGCCUCACCAGCCAUUCCUCCUUAAUUUCCUGAUCCAGCUGGGGGCCACAUCCUCCACAUCUCCACCCAUCAUCAGCCAGCCAGAUAGCUGCAGCACAUCCUUGCAGUGGAAAUGAUGGUCACAACCAUUGCAUGCCACAGCACUAUAGCAGCACCCAGCCAUGCUGCUAGCUUGUAGCCCACAUCACUGAAGACCUUUUGCCCCUGUGCUCUGAAGUGCACAAUGCUCUUAUCUUUGCUGUUAGAGAGACUGACAGAUCACUGCUUCACAUCAAAAUCUGCCUUGAAUAGCCUGGAUAUUUUAAUGCUGCCCUAGAAAUUGCAUUUGCCUUGGAGUAGGAUGCAAAUUAGUGCUAGUCCUCAGCUGGCCGCAUGGCAACGGAUGCAACGUGUAUGGAUGUUACCAAUGGAAAGGAACAGCUCACUGCAGGAGCUGGG